AUGAAUUCAACAGACUGCUUUGCUGAUUCCUCCAUCAUAUCAGGCAUUCGCACCAACAACUGGACUAUAGCUUACUUAAGUCUAUGCCUUUCUUGCAGCAUCUGGCAGAUUCUAAGCUCGCUUCAGCUUGCUUGGGUCGCUCGCAAACCUGUCCAUGCCGUGGUCCUCUUUCAGUCAACUAUAUCCUUUCUGUCUAUCCUUUUUAGCUUAUUGAAUCCUCUGACAAUGCUAAACUGUGAUGCUCGUUACUGGGUCUCCAUCGUUACAGUCAAUCUUGGAGGCAUCUGCAUUCAAUCAGUCCUACUUUACAAGGCAUAUGUCUGUAACGAAAGAGCUAGGUGGCUUCUGGGCAUUGGUGCACUAGCACAAUGUGGAUAUAUUGUUCUCAUGGUAUUAGAUGCAACAAGUGGAAGAGUAACAAGCACUCAAGAUCCCAUUACAGGAAUGUGCUCAAAUGGUGGCCUGCGCUUGCAAAAAUCGGCGUGGACAUUCUCAGCAACGCUAUUCUCUCAUUUGCUUUCUUGCGAGUGGAUUGGUGUCAUUCUCUCAAACUUGAUAGUAGGGAUUCUCAUUGCCUCUCGAGUAACUGGAGGUCUCUCUGCCGACUUGUAUGCCUUUGACUGGAUUGUUACUUCAUACCUUUUGAUCAAGCAAUUUAGACGCGACCAUAAACGACCUGAAUCAAGACCCAACUCCUACCCUGUGCCGCAGUUCAGUUAUCAAACUAGUGAGGACUUGCCGAUGACAAGUGGACAUGUCGUUCCUUAUAUCAGUGAAAUGACCAUGACUCCACUAUGUGCUCAGUGUGAAAAGAACAUUCAACACGCUAGGUAG
Messenger RNA from Umbelopsis ramanniana AG, 834 nucleotides. RefSeq lists its product as uncharacterized. The transcript has 5 exons. The record is from RefSeq and is a predicted model, not a curated record. NCBI's taxonomy places the organism in Eukaryota, Fungi, Mucoromycota, Umbelopsidomycetes, Umbelopsidales, Umbelopsidaceae. Bases 1 to 834 code for a protein of 277 amino acids.